Electrophorus electricus (electric eel) is the source of this 1255-nucleotide messenger RNA. RefSeq names its product transmembrane protein 170B (gene tmem170b). Gene Ontology annotation, biological process: negative regulation of canonical Wnt signaling pathway. NCBI's taxonomy places the organism in Eukaryota, Metazoa, Chordata, Actinopteri, Gymnotiformes, Gymnotidae. The record is from RefSeq and is a predicted model, not a curated record. Gene Ontology annotation, cellular component: plasma membrane.
GCGCUCCGUGGCCGUAACCAUCAUGGCCCCCAAGCAGCUGCUUGUACUAUCAGGUAUGAGUAGACGAAGCAGCGGUCCUUUCCUCACCCGACCGGAGACCGUCAAGCCGAAGCAUAGGAACCGGUAAAGAGGGCGCACCGGAGGAAAAGCCUCCUCAUGACACCCGGUCUUCUCAAUGCCUUCUUCAAAAGCCUCAUUCAGCCAUUUGACAAAGAGGAGUGCGAUCCCGGGCGGCGGAAGCGGCAGAAACAUGAGCAAGAAUUAUUCUCUUAACCUGUCCGUGCAGCAAGUUCUGAGUCUGUGGGUGAAAGGCACAAUACCAACGCUGCAACACUUUACAGAAAUGUGGUACUGGGUGUUCCUCUGGUGCCUCUUCUCCUCUCUGCUUGUGCACGGUGCCGUCGGUCUGCUAAUGUGUGUCAUGCUGCAGAGGCACAGGCGUGGCCGCCUCAUCACCGUAGUGAUCGUCAGCGUGGGCUUCCUUGCUUCUCUCACCGGCAGCGUCAUCACCAGUGCAGCAGUAGCUGGGGUGUACCGCGUCGCGGGAAAGGACAUGGCUCCUCUGGAGGCACUGGUGUUUGGGGUGGGCCAGACCACUCUCACUGUCCUCAUCUCCUUCUCCCGCAUCCUUGCAACUCUCUGAAUGGACCACACUGAGUGACUGAUGCACAUGAUAGCAAACCAGCUGGUAGAAGAGUUGGGGGCAAGACACAUGAGGUGGAGCCUAUGAGAACGGUAGAGGAAGCUGAGAUUUGGAUGUAGGGCUGUUGGAGAGGACAGAGUGGGCCACACCAUCAUCGCAACAGUGAACCCCAUCGCCACAGCAACGAACCCCAUUGCGAUGACAACAAACCCCAUUGCCACAACAGUGAACCACAUUGCCGAGGCAGAAUGGACAUCCGAGUGAACCCCACUGCUGUGGCAGAACGGACCUCCAUAUGAAAUGGGAUUGAAUGCAUCAAAUCUUUCUGUUCAAGAGCAGCACUGUGGUGGUUGCUGGUCUAUUACAGGGAGUCAAUCAAUGUCCCAACUGCCUUGACGACUAGCAGGGAACCCACAACAGGAAAACCCAAGUGGCUUUCUGUGGGAGUUUUGUUCAUUUGUUCUGUUUCUCCAUUGCACUUUUGGGAAAUGUUUUCUUUCAGAACUGUAUCAGAUGAUCUCGUUCGACUUCAGCCACCAUAGAGACAAAGCUGGCACAUGUGCGCCACCAAGAGGGUAAAACACCAACUACAUUUAUGUAAUGAACCGGAUA